CAUUUUAAUGUUUAGGGCACUUAUUCUGAGCUCAGCGACCCUUGACAUUCUCUUCUUGCAGAAGCAGUACUUUAAAAAUAUUUUUUACAUUUUGUUUCUGUUCUAUGACAUAAGAAAUAUGUCAUCGUUUUUUUUCUUUACCCGGAAUUGUUCAAGCUCCUUUUACAAUAUAAAAACGGCCGUUAGGUCAGGUUUUAUGUAGUUGUAGUCAGUUUGCUUUUUUAAGGAUUUCGUGACUGUAAAGAUGCUCAGAGAUGCUCCAGCAGCGUGGAUAGACUAGCUUUCAAAUAUAUGGAGAUGUGUAAAGUGGAAUCCAGUACCGAUUCAGGGUCAGACACGAGUCCAAGGUGGUCUGACACAAGCAGCAAGGGACGUGUCUCUACUAGACACAAGAGUGGACCUCCCCGGAAAAUGCUGACGUGUGCACAGAAGCCAGCAGGGCGGCACCAUCUAAUCUCCCUGGACCCAUAUGACGGGAGUUCAGAAGACUCUGAGAUGUCAGAUGAUGAGCCUCGAAUGCUGAGGCAGGGAGUUUCCAAGCUCCGGAGCAGGUGUCGCAGAGGGAAUACCAGUUUUGCUUCAUUCCCUAAAGAAGCUAGGAAGUGUGUGGCCAGGCCUAACGUGGUGGCACUGCCCCCUGCAGAUGUUCAGAUGAAGUCAUCCAGUGACUCUGAAGUACUCAUGGGUGACCCUGGCCUCCUGUCCCCACGGGCCGCAAUGCCCCAGAUUGGCGUAGAGACACCUGCAGACUCUGGUGUGCACACUGAAUCGCCGCUCUGCACACCUGCAAUUUCCUACAUGGGGGCAACCCCUCUCGGGCUACUUGGGAGUCCAUCCCGCCAGACCGGACUUUACAGACAGCGUGGAGAGAGCCCUUCCUUUCUUGAGAUGUUUCCCAAACGUAAAUCAUGUCUCCCCGGAGCUGAGGUGGGGGAGCGUGGCCUAAGGAAGAGGCAGCGUGUUGUGGACAUGGAACUGGGCCCACUAUCGCUGUGAGCCAGCCCAAGAAAGGGAUAGAGAAGUUUGUUUUUUCCCUGGCAAAUCCUUCAGACCCAUUUAAAAACCGCUCACGGUCUUGACGAGUGGGUAUAAUACCUGCUUAGACAAAAAAGCACAGCCAAGCCAACAGUGUUCACUGGUCACUGGCAGUAUGCAUCUUACAUGCUAAUGUCCUGCUAUUGACUAGUCACACUUGCUCACUUGCACAGGACAAUCUAAGGAAGGACGAAUCUUAGCUGCUGGACUGAAGAAGCACUAGUGUACCUUCAGUGCUUACUUUUCUCCCCCUCCAUGUACAUAAGUUUGUUCACCCACAGUUUUGAAUUUUGUCUGUCAUGGUGAAUGUAAAUAUUUGCUGUGGUAUGUAAAUAAACAUUGCACUUUAAAUGUC
This is a messenger RNA of Paramormyrops kingsleyae, 1390 nucleotides long. The record is from RefSeq and is a predicted model, not a curated record. Lineage: Eukaryota; Metazoa; Chordata; Actinopteri; Osteoglossiformes; Mormyridae.